AAACCUCGAAAGCUCCCUCCUUUUUCUCCUCUCUUUCGGAUGGCUCGCCAUCAAGUUGCAGAACCUGCAGCAUGCAAACUGAAAACAGAGCAGCCCACUGAGUGAAAGUCCAUGGUAAGGCCAAACUUGCAUCAAAGAGAAAGCCCGCUUUAUGAUCGUGAUUUUUCUCGCAGCAGUCCCCUUGUAAAUGAUACAGCUACUCUUAUAACCGCCACAAAUAAAUAUCCCGUGUCGCUUGGCAGUUCUAUAUACAGAAACCCAGAAAUAUUCCCCGGAGGAUAUAAGCAGGCAAAAGAACUUUGUUGGCCUUUCAAUCUGAAAGGUUUUCGGGAAGUUGUAAUGAUGUCAAUCAAAAAUUUCUGACAGAAUCCGGUCUGCGAUAAUUUCCCGUACAAGCCUAGCCAAAUUGGCGAAGAUCAAAAAGAAGAGGGAGGGAUGUUGCUGAGGAACAGAUCAAGAGCAGUGACGAAGACAGGUUUGAUGGCUGAUCACAGUUCUCAGCCAUCUCCAAAACAAAAUUACGCGAGAGCUAUUCCUUCUCUAUUUGGUUCGCCCAAAUUCAUAACAGAAUUGACCGGCAAGUGUGUCUCUGGAACAGAGGCUUUAAGAAGCCCAACUUCAAUCCUGGACACCCGAGCGCUAACACCCUUCGGAUAUGAAGCUAUAUCUACCCCAAAGAAAAGCUCGUCUCCGAAUGACAAGAUGGACUCAAAAGGCAUUGGCCUUGCUCUUCUGGAUGCAACUGAGAAUGGUCACACUGAUCAGAACUCUGCUAAGGGGAAUGUGGUGCAUGGAAAGCAGCUCAGGGUUAAAAUCCCACCCACCCCUCCAAUUCCAUCUUCCUGUGUGUAUGAGAAUUCUGGAAUUCAUACUGGUGUUAUGUGUUUGAGUGAGAUGGAGCUCUGUGAGGAGUAUACUUGUGUAAAAUCCCACGGGCCUAAUCCAAGAACCACCCAUAUAUUCGAGGAUUACAUUGUGGACACCAGCUCUGUUAGUUCUCCCCCUCGUGACUCCCACUCUGCUUCCGGGACUAAUUUCCUCAGCUUGUGUUACUCCUGCAAGAUGCGGCUCGAUCACACCAAGGACAUCUUUAUUUAUAGAGGUGAGAAAGCUUUCUGCAGUCGAGAAUGCCGAUACAAAGAGAUGGUGUUAGACGGAGCAGAAAUUUCAGAAUUUGAUAGUAAUUGGUGAUGUUGCUUCAGUCUGAAGGCCCCAUCCCUUGCGUAUUUCCCAGCCGUGGUGCCGCAAACGUUGGGUAGGGUGACAAUAAAAAGUCAACAUCUUCCGUUCUUGAUCAUCUCUCGAGUUCCUUUUCAUGGGAGUGAGGACAAAAAUGGUUGCAUCAUUGCGGUCUCUCUCUCUCUGUCUGUCUGUCUUUUUUCCCUCUCCACUGCAAAUAGAGAUAAGAGAGGAUGUGUAGAGUUCAUCUCAAGGAGUGACUAAUUCCAGGGCCUUUUGUUUUCCCCCAUUGUUUUCGGCUGAAGUAGAUGAGGAUCAUGCAGUACUGAAAA
This is a messenger RNA of Neltuma alba, 1511 nucleotides long. RefSeq names its product protein MARD1-like. The record is from RefSeq and is a predicted model, not a curated record. The transcript is spliced from 3 exons. Bases 436 to 1191 code for a protein of 251 amino acids. NCBI's taxonomy places the organism in Eukaryota, Viridiplantae, Streptophyta, Magnoliopsida, Fabales, Fabaceae.